Molecule: messenger RNA, 11796 nt
Organism: Seriola aureovittata
Lineage: Eukaryota; Metazoa; Chordata; Actinopteri; Carangiformes; Carangidae
Gene: slc6a8
Product: solute carrier family 6 member 8
Exons: 13
Coding region: 1335-3341 (668 amino acids)
Biological process (GO): sodium ion transmembrane transport
Cellular component (GO): membrane
Source: RefSeq, a predicted model, not a curated record
CUUCUCCUUUUAAAGCCGCCGGUCGGACGGACAGACGGACCGCAGCAGGACUUUAAAAACCUCGGAGCACCUCUAACGGGACAUUUGACAGCAGCAAGGACCGGGACGCGUUCAGGUCCAUUUUUUUUCUCCUCUGUUCUCCUCCUCGGAUGGAGCUGCAGCAAUUCCUCCACAGACUGCACCGCCCGCCCGCCGCCCGUCUCCGGGACUGAAGCUGCCCGCCGCUCGGUGUCCUCCCCCCUGACAGAGUGAUCAUCGCGGGGUUGUCGUCCUCUCCGUCCUCUCUGUCUUCCAGCAGGCCGCCGUCUCCUCCGUGACUCUCUGUUCCCAUGCGAUUCUUCAGACUCACAUUCAAGUGUUUCGUGGAUUGUUUUUGAAGGUCGCUGUCCCAGUGUCGGUUUAACUUCCUUUAUUUUUAUUUUCACCUUUUCUAUCUUAUCAUUUCCUCUUAUUUUGGAUUCGAGAAAGAAAUGUCUCCCGAUUAUUAUUAGAUUAUUCAAUUUGUGUCCUUCAUUCAAUCUGAGUUCAUUGAUCUGGAUCAGUAAAUAAAAGAACAGAUUCUGGAUCCACCGCUGCUGAAGAAGAAGAAGAAUUAUAUUCAUUGUAAUUAUUACUGAGCAGGAGGACAGAGACAGACAGAGACAGAAAGACAGGAUAACGGUGGGAGCAGCAGAGAUCUUGAAGCGGUGUGACUGGGACGGGACCUGCUGCGGACUGACUCAUCUGUUCCUGACUGCUGGACUCAAGGUGAGGACGGACCUGAUUCUUGGACUAGAACAAGAAGAGAACUGAGUCUUUAAAGAGGAAAAAAGGAGCGAAAUUAAAGGGAAAACUGAGGGAAAAGGGAAGUGGAUCUGGACUGAAGCUGACUGCUCCUCCUCUGACUGGUUUCUGACUGGUAGGUUUAUCUGACUGGUAUCUGACUGGGUAUUGGGACUCUGAGAGCAGGAGCUGAGGUGAGUACAGAUCCUGGGACUGAGAGAAGCUCAUAGAGACAGAAAGCAGUGAAUCAAAGGGAGAAGAGACUGAGGUGAAACAGUGCUGACUGUUUCUGCUCCUUUACUGACUGGUUUUCACUCAAACUUUUUUAGGACUAAAAGAAGGAAAGAAUUCAUCCUAACCUGCAAGACUCAAACAGCCAGUGCAGACUGCACCUUUACUGACUAGUUUGUUACUGGUUUUUAACUGGUGGACUGGUUUCUGGGGUUAGUCUAGGUGCAGGACCAGACCAGAUUCUGUAGGACAUAAACAGAACAAAAACUUGCAGGAUUUAAAGGGAAUCCAAGAGAGACUAGAACCCCUGACUGACUGGUUCCUGACUAGUUUGUGGACUGAUGGAGGAGCAGGCCCUGCCAGCCUCCUCAUGCUCUCUGGUCCUCCUGGAGGAGACCAAGAAGAACCCCCUCAUCCUGUCUAAUGGCGGCGGCGGUUACCCUCCCGCGGCCGCUAACGGCAACCUCCCACUGUCGACGGCAGUGGCGGGGUCCGGCAGUGGCGGCGUGGUCGGUGGUGCUUGUGCCGGCCCGGACAAGAAAGGAGUCGUGGUCUCGGGGGCGGGACCAGGGUACCAGGAGAGGGAGACAUGGACGCGACAGAUGGACUUCAUCAUGUCCUGCGUCGGCUUCGCUGUGGGACUCGGCAACGUAUGGAGGUUCCCCUACCUGUGCUACAAAAACGGAGGAGGCGUCUUCCUGAUCCCCUACCUGCUCAUCGUCUUCGUCGGAGGAAUCCCCAUCUUCUUCCUGGAGAUCGCUCUGGGACAGUUCAUGAAGGCCGGCAGCAUCAACGUCUGGAACAUCGCUCCGCUCUUUAAAGGUCUGGGUUAUGCCUCCAUGGUGAUCGUGUUUUUCUGUAACACCUACUACAUCAUGGUGUUGGCCUGGGGCUUCUACUACCUGAUCAAGUCCUUUACCUCCAACCUCCCCUGGUCCAGCUGCGACAACCCAUGGAACACGCCCAGCUGCAUCGAGAUCUUCCAUCACCAGGACUGCAAGAACAGCAGCUUCGCCAACGUCACCGUCGCCGGCAACAUGACCUGCGCCGAGCUGGCGGACGCACGAUCACCCAUCAUCGAGUUCUGGGAGAACAAGGUGCUGAACAUCUCGUCUGGUCUGGAUGAACCUGGACACAUGAACUGGGAGCUCAUGCUCUGUCUGAUGGUGGUCUGGGUUCUGGUUUACUUCUGCGUCUGGAAGGGAGUCAAAUCCACCGGGAAGAUUGUGUACUUCACGGCGACCUUCCCCUACGUGGUCCUCAUCAUCCUGCUGGUCAGAGGAGUCACUCUUCCUGGAGCCUACGACGGCAUCAUGUACUAUAUCAAACCAGACUGGUCCAAACUGGGGGAGGCUCAGGUGUGGAUAGACGCCGGGACACAGAUCUUCUUCUCCUACGCCAUCGGGCUGGGGGCUCUGACCGCUCUGGGCAGCUACAACCGCUUCAACAAUGACUGCUACAAAGAUGCCUUCGUCUUGGCUCUGAUCAAUAGUGGAACCAGUUUCUUUGCUGGUUUCGUGGUGUUUUCUAUUCUGGGCUUCAUGGCUGCUGAGCAGGGAGUCGACAUCUCACAGGUCGCUGAAUCAGGUCCAGGUCUGGCCUUCAUCGCGUAUCCGAAAGCGGUCAGUCUGAUGCCGGUGGCUCCGCUCUGGGCGGCGCUCUUCUUCUUCAUGCUGCUGUUGCUGGGACUGGACAGUCAGUUUGUUGGGGUGGAGGGUUUUGUUACUGGAAUUCUGGAUCUGUUUCCUGGAAAAUACUACCAUCGCUACAAAAGGGAGAUCGCUGUGGCAAUAUGCUGUUUACUAUGCUUCAUUAUCGACCUCUCCAUGGUGACGCAGGGAGGAAUGUAUGUCUUCCAGUUGUUUGACUACUAUUCGGCCAGUGGAAUGACUCUGUUGUGGCAAGCAUUCUGGGAAUGCAUAGUAGUUGCCUGGGUCUAUGGUGCUGACCGCUUCAUGGAUGAUGUAGCUCGUAUGAUUGGCUAUAGGCCUUUCCCCUGGAUGAAGUGGUGCUGGUCUUUUAUAACUCCAUGUGUCUGUAUGGGCAUCUUUAUGUUUCACCUGGUGAACUACAAGCCGCUGACCUACAACAAUGUGUAUGUGUACCCGUGGUGGGGCGAAGUGAUUGGUUGGUGUCUGGCGAUGUCCUCCAUGCUCUGCAUCCCUGUCAGUCUUCUCUACAAACUCUUCAGAGCCAAGGGAACCUUCAAAGAGCGCUGGGCCCACCUGACCAGUCCAGUGUGGGGGGCCCAUCACCUGGAGUACAUGGCCCCAGACAUCAAGUCCCUGACCUCGCUGUCCCCCGGCACAGACGACAACAAGGUCAUCAUCUUUGAGAGCGUCAUGUAGGCUGUAAGCUUCAUCUCCAUCCAUCCCACCUACGACAAGAUCGCUGACACCUCGCUUCCAUGACCUCCACCUUCAGAUUUACCUCCCCAGGUACUAGGCCCCAGAAUAGACUCUUGAAAGGAUCAAUCAUUGCGUCUCCUUUGGAGGAACUGAUUGACGAUUGGUUGGUUUCCUCAGCUCCUCCAGAUAUCACCAGGUACACCAAAGCUGCAAGGUUUCUUCAUACCUGUAAAGGAAUAAAGGAAGCAGCUCCUCCAGGAGGUUUUUAUCAUUACACCAACAACAAAAUGUGUCAUUAAAACCAGCAGAUCCCUCUGAUUGAUGAUGAAGGGCUCUGAUUCCUCUGGUUCUCUAUAAAGAAAAUAUCUUUGACAACAUGUCAAACCCUGGAGGGGCUGAAGAAGAACACUGGUAAGAUUUUCUUCCUGGUGGAAUCUCACUGUGUUGAAAAAGCUGCUGAACGUCUCCCGUCAAGUCAGAGGUUGUUGGGCUUCCUCCAUCUUAGAUUAAAGGUAUCAGUGCAAUUUUGUCUUGGGGUGGGCGGGCUGGAUCACACACAAACCUGACAGACAGCCAUUACACACACACACAUACACGCACACACACACAAACACACAAACACACCUCCUGUCAAUAUUUCAUCACACUGACAAUAUAAAACAUCAACACUGAGACUGGUGUGUGCAACCUUUUUUCAUUCAGCUGCAGUUUUGCAAAAUUAGAGUCUAAAGUUGUUGGUGAAAUUUUGGAGACUUUAAAUCACUGUGUGUGUGUGUAAUGGCCGUUCAUUAAGACAGAAUUCUAGACAGACAGACUGACUGACCCCCAGAAAUUACCAAGAGGUCAAUUGCUUCGUAACAGGAAUUAAAAAUGACAGACUGGUCUGAUCUUCAGUCUUGUGGUCAAAUGAAAGGGGUAGGAAAAGAUGGGUUCAGUUCCUGUAAUCAGUACCUAAAUUGCAAAUUUUCUGGAUUUCAGUUUUUCCCCUGAAAACUGUGAAAUACACUUUGACAGAUCUCUGCUACUUUAAUGUGGCAUUUUAUUAGAGAAUUGGCAACAGGACUGAAGUGUUAAAAACACAAAACAAUUCCUGUUUCGGGGCAACCAGUGGUCCAUGAACGCACUAUGCUGCCAGGAAGCCGAACUGAGCUCAGUGAGCCCUGAAGGCAUCAUCAGACUGUCCUGCUUCUGAACGAGCCUUUGUGAGCACUUUAUGUGACACUCUGAUUGUUGAAGCUUGUUAUUGAUCUAGAUCCUAAACCCUAAUCAGGACUGAAGUCUCUGUCGGACUGAAAUGCUUUGGUCUUCAGCGCAGCUCGUUUCUAUCCGGUUCUCAAGAUAAAUACUGUGAAUCACCAGCUCCUACUACUGAUCCCAGAACAGUCCUGACUCCUGGGCAGCAUGUGGUCCUCGGACCGCUGACCUCCGAUCUGUUUUCCACAGUCACACGGAGGCUUGAUUCACUCAGGCAACAAUAGAGCUGAUGUUAGGAGGAAGGUUCCAGUGAGAAUUCAGCCAGUCCAACUUCCUGAUGCUUUCAACCACAAUUCUUGGACUUUAUCACCCUUCAAGUUUGCCAGUUUGUGGUUUCCUCUGAAUGCAAACAAACAGAAGCAAAACAAUCUCAACUCAAGAGCCAGAGCUUCAAAUGAACUGGCAACUAAUUUGAUAAUUGAAUAAUUGGUUAUGCGUUAUUUAUCGAAUAAAAAGGCCAAACAUUACGUAGUUUCAACUUCUUAUAUUUUACAUAGAAGUGGUGGUUGGUUGAUCGAUUCAGUCGCUUCCCAUUGCUGUAUUCAGGCUGAGGUUGAAGGUACAUCGCAUGGUUUACCUCAGCUGAUGGAUCACCUUAGUUAUCAGGCUCAGGAAGAGAACCUGACACAUUCCAGUCAUCCCACUGAAAAACCACAGUCUCACCCAGUAAAUCCAAUCUGAUCUAACACUUCAAAAUAAAAUCGAAACAAGCAAUCAGAUAAAAAUCAAAUAAAAAUCUGUUAAACUGUUGAGCAGAGUCUGAAAUCUCACUGGAUCUGACCUUUAACCCCUUCAUGUUCUGGAUCUGACCUCCUCAUGAGGAGGUUCAGGCUUGUGUGAGAAUCAGGUCAGAGGUCGGGCUUGGUUCUGCGUCCCCCGGGUUGACUGAAGUGCCAAACGGAACGAUACGCACCCUGCAGGGCUGAUCCCAGACCAGGGCUCAAGGCUGCCAAUAUCAACCCAUUCGCUCCUCUCUGCCUCGUCUUGUCAAUCUCAUUAACGCUGUGCUCCUCCCACAAGACACCACGCUCUCCUCAGGAACAGCUGAUACUUUCAGUUUUAUUAUAGUAACUGAUUUCCUUCUUAAUGAAACCAGUUACUUGCUUUAACUGAAUAACUGGCCCUGAAACCAAGACCUACAAGUAGAUUUGGUCCACUUUAUCAUGACAAAGUAAAGCAAAAAUAACAUGUCCUUGAUUCAGUUUGAUACAUGUACGAUGAUUCUGACAGAUAAUUCAUGUCGGCUGUAAAACUUAAGCUUUUCUGUCCAAGGAAAUCCAGUCCAGACAUCAUUACCAAACUCAGCCCCAUUAGCGCCACUGAGCAGAUACAUAAAAGGGUUCACUCUUUACAAAAAUGUUUAAGUCUUAAGUUUAAUUGGCUGAAUGUAAUUAGAUUUUCUGACACUUGUAUCAGCCUCUUUACUCCCUAGUUCCCAGAUCUACUAACAGGACCUUCACCGGACCACCACCAUGUUUGUUAGCAGCCUCAGAACAUGACUCAUUGUAAUGUGCUGCUUAACUGUCAGUUUAUUGUCAGACAACUGACAGACGAAGGUUUUCAUGCAGUCGGAUCAGCUGGUGGAGAGAUGAGAGCUGGAGGACUCAGCAUGAUGCCAAGCGUUGCCUUACGUCGUUGUCUUAACCCUAGAGCCCAUACGGUUGACUAGCCAAACCCAGAGCCCUACAGGACGUCCUGUGUAUGGCUCUGGUUUACAUCCCACUAAUCAGCAGUCUGUGGGGGCGUGUCUACAACUCUGUCUCCUAGCAACCACUCACCAUCCACCUGUCACGGGGAAACAUAAUGAUUCGAAUGUAAGAUAUAUUAAACUACAUACAUUUGCACAUUGUUGUCAAAUAAUGUUGCUAGCACUUUGAAAAGAGUCGUGUUAGAGAUCGUGUUUUGUUUUACAUAUUGUAAAAUGAAUCAGAGAUUUAUUUUGUGGAGGCUUUUAUUUUGCUGAUACAUACAGUAUGACAAAUAUAUAUAUUGAAUAUCUUUGUGUGUUAUCUAUAUUUGAUGCAGUAUGUAAAUGUGAUGAUGAUGAUGAUGUUGAUGAUUGUUCACGUGUAGCCGGUGAUGACGAGCAACAAGCCGCACCAAACGACACCGGCUGCGACCAAGUCGAGCUUCAGGCUACCUCACUUCUCAUUCAGACUUUCAAAAUAAAAUUUCUUUUAGCUUUUUAUGCAAAUGUUUUGUCAGCGCCGUUGGCGGCUGCUAGCAGGAGGGGAUUGUGGGAAGCGUUUCUGGAAACGUUUCCCUCUUCGUCCCCGUUUCAUGUUGCAGCUUUAAAGGUUCUCCAGCAUCUGUAAAAAUUUGAUAAACUGAAAAUCUGACAUGCAGGAAGCAAUAAAAAAAUCUGGCACCAACUGCAAUAACUGUUUAAAAAAUGAACUAAAACUUUAAAACUGGAACUAAAAUGUGUCACUUUUUUGUGGCUCUGUAUUCAUUAUGAAUUAAACUGUAUUGGUGUAGUGAGGCCUUUAAACAGCGUCUGACCGGCUAACGUGAACAAACAGCAAAGGGGCGUGGCUUUUAUUUUGGUGGGUUUGCUGCGAUGCAGUGAUGUUAAGGCUGUCGAGGCUUUGUGUGGCUCUGAACACACUUCGAAAGGGAAUCUUUUUUUUUUUUUUUUUUUCUUAUUCUCAAAGUGCUCAACUGUUUGAGAGUUUUAGCUUUAGAUGAUUUUAGCUUAAUUUUUUUCUUUUGUGUGUUUUAAUGAAUAUCAGUGUUUUUCCCUCAGACCCCCCACGGCUCAGAUUCUUACUUUAUUAUCAUCUCUGCCAAGAAAAAUUAAUCUGCUUGUCUGAUUUGACAGAAUUAUUUGCACAAUUAAGUUAAAUUGAUGUUUAAAAGUGAAGACUGUGACUCUGCUGUUUCAGUCUCUGUGUCUGAGAAGUGAAGCUGAACCAGGCAGAACAAACCACUCACCACCAUCUGAACAUAGACACAGUACUACAGCUACAGCUACCUCAAUAAGGUGAGCUGGUCCACCUGGACAGAUCAACAUGCAGCAGAAAAACUACUACAUAUCCAAGCAUUCAGUGGGAGCUUUGAGACAGCAGUCACAUCCAGACACUGAAAAACACCUUGAUGAUGGUGGUAAAUUGAUUUACAUGGGGUGUAGAGUCCAUGUUUCCAAAAUAAGACCCAGUGAACCAAUGGGCCCCCUGUCUGCUAGUCGCUGUCAUGAUCACACAGACGAUUAAAGUUUAAAACCAAAUUCUGAUUUAAUUUAAACUGACCCUGGUUUCAUAUGUUUCAGAGCCAGUCAGUGAUUCUGUCAGCUGUCCAAAAUAUAAACUCAAAUAAAACUGAAAUAUUAUUUCUCCAGCUGAUUUCUUCACUACUUUUACAAUUUAAAUUGAAUCACUUAUUAUUUUUUUUAUUAACAUUUGUUCAGAAAAAAAAAAACAGUUGAAGAAUCUCUUCUAAAUUUGCUGUUAUAGUUUUCACUGAACCAUUAAUGUGUUAAACUAAAAAUCAGACUAAUUAAGGAUGAAAUCCUCAUUAGUUGUAGCUCUGCAUUGGAGCUGAUGUGGCUGAUGGGGCUGCAGAUCACAUGUUGUAGAGGUCACAGUCAUGUGACUCAAGUGCCACUGAUGUUUCCUUUUAUCUCACUAAUGAAACUAACCUGAGGCAGUAUUUUAUAGAAACAACAUUUAAAACUGACAUUUUAAACAUAGAAUCUUUUUUUUGUUUGUUUUUUAAGCGAUGUUGUAACAUUACUGUUUUUUAAAUGUUCAUGUCUGGUCUUUGGACGGGAGCCUGGGAGGGUCAGAGGGUGGAAAAGAUGAAAAAAUCUGCAGCCAUUUAACACAAAAGAAAAUAUGAAAAAAAAAACCAACUUGAAAAAAUGAACGUGUACAUUACCAAACUGAUGUUGUUUCAUGUCAUUUUGUCUUUGUGCUCUUCUGCCAAAAAAAAUACAACAAACAUGUUGAGACAGUAUCUUUUAUCCAAAACUAUGACAUGCAGAUCUGAAAGACACUGAGCGGAAAAUCACAUUCAGUCUAAAAAAAAAACAAAAAAAAACACGGCACACUGCUGUGAAACUGUCGACAACACUACACGCACGCACGCACGCACGCACGCACGCACGCACGCACGCACGCACGCACACACACACACACACACACACACACACACACACACACACACACACACACACACACACACACACACACACACACACACACACACACACACACACACACACACACACACACACGCCCUCUACUGUUUACACUGAUUUUUAUUCUCACUCAGACUAGAGACAGACUGAUGAGGGAAUUUCAUUACUAAAAUUAAGUAUUUCAUAAUUAAUAAAGUAAUUAACACCCAUUUAUACUCUAGAUGUAGAUACAAACACUCAUUCCUUCAAAAUUCUCUUUAAUUUGGAUGUUGUGAAAAGGCCAUCAAAAUCAAAUUCAUUUUUUAAAGCUGCUCCACUCCAUGUAAACAUAAUAUAUCAGAUAUAUGUUUUUCUGCUGCUCCAGAGAAAGAAAAAGUAAAAUAAAAUAAAUGUUGCAACUUUACUUUUCCAAUGUAUCCUUAACUUUAAAAUAUGAUGUCAUAUUUUACGAUUAAAAUGUAAUGUUUUAAAAUGCCAUAAAACAAUUGAUGCAAUCCAAUCAUGCAUUUUAUUCAUAAAGCAGCUUCUCUUUUUAUUAAUAUUAAAAUAUAACACGUUUUGUUGUAACAUUACAGCUUUUGGCUCAAAAUGUUUUAACUUUGCUAUUGUCCCUAAACCUCAACCACACACAUUUAAAAUGAUCAUGUUGUGUUACUGCUGGAAAAAUCAGCAUCAGAGUUUAAUGCUGAGUGAACUCAUCAUCAGUCUGUCUCUAACACUGACCAACAGACAGUUCACAGAGUGAUGUCAGAGUGAUGUCAGAUGACUGGUUGUGUGUAUUAUGGAUUAUUAUAUUAGAAGAACUGGAUGGGGCCUUAUACACAUAAAAAUCACUUUUCUAUGAUCUGGGAAAGUUCAACAAACAAAAGACCUUCAUAUUUUAAAACUUCAUAACAAUAAGAAUAUUAAGCUUAUUUGUAGUUGGAGAUGUCCUGCCAACAGUUUUACAGACGUCUCUUUUAAAAUGGUGGUCUACGGGAAAAAAUACUUUUGGACUGUUUUAGUUGCAGUACCACAAGUGGCCACCAGUUCUUCAUACAUCCAUGGCGUAAACUGAACAUGCUAUGCAAAGAGUCGAGCUCCAGUCUGUGUGUUUUCAGAUGAACGGUCAAACAUUCAAACUCUGAUGACGAUGCACCAUUUGGCUUCCCCGACUGAGAAACCUCAGAUCAGACCGGAUCUGGGUUUUGCUGCCAAAAGGAAAAGUGGGUGAAGGGGAAAAACAUUUCGAACCUGAAACUGUAAAAACAAACGGCGUCUGUUUGUUCUGACCGUCCUCUGCAGGUUUUGAUAAUCGAUACUGUCGAACAAACUUCACUGUCAGCGGGUUUCCUUCAGUGGAGAGCGUCUGCUUCCUAAAAAAACAUCUCAACUUUGUUUCUCAAAAACCUCCUGCUGCUCUCAGACCAGCACAGAACGGACUCACUCACAGCAGAGCUUUUAAAGUUAUUAAGAGAUUUUUCUUUUAUUCAGCUUCGUUUUAACGUAGAUUAUUUUUUAGAUUGUUUUUGAAAAUGAUUUCAUUUUCAUAGCCAAAAACAUUUGCCAAAAUGUUUUUUAACCUCCAAAUAAACAGAGAACAAUAAAAAAGGAAAUGAAGAAAAAGAUGAUUUUUUUUUUUUUUUUUUAUUUGUUUCUUUUAAUUUCUUGUCACCGCUGUUGUUUUCUGGGUACAACAUGUCACUGGUGCUCCUCAUAAACAACCAAAAUCUUUGAACAUCAAAUGAAAUAACUUUCUUACCUUGAUGUUUUUUUGAGACGCUGAUGUUGUAGCAGUGGAACUAGCAGGAGGCGCUCUCCUCCGGUGGGAAAUCCCAUCGUGUUUGGGCAGGAAACAGAGAGCGAGCCGCCUCAGGCUUGCCGUACAGAGCGGAUGAUGAGCGGGAAAAUGUCACCGCUACUACCGCAACAAAAGAAUUAGAACAUGUGAACGAAAUUACAUCUGUUAUAGGAAGAGUUCCUGCUGAGUUAAAAUAAGUAGAUGAAAAAUGAAAUCAUGGUAAAGUAAAAACUCUCACAAGCUUAACUGGAAUUUAAUGAAUCAGAAUUGACAUCUGAAUUAGCAAUAAUGAUUUUUUCAUUGUUUCAUUGUUGUGAUCGUUGACAACGUUGGAAAAACAGUCGUAAACAUUAGCAAAAAGAAUUAGUAAUAGUUGUCACUAACGUAGCUGUAAAGUGUUUUUUUUUUAAGCCUCUUUUAGCUCCUCAACAGUGUCUUUCUGCCCCUUUUCCUAUUAAAUCACAUUAAAGAGUCUGGUUAAGGUUGGCAGUUAAAGAGCUUAGGUUAGUUAUUGUUUAUUUUAGUAGGUAAAAUAGUUUCAUGUUAGGUAACCGUUCUUCAGUAACUAACCAGUUGUUAGUUGGACAAUGAGACUAAAUGUAAACAGUGUCAGACGUGGAAAAAUCCCGAUAAACAAAGAAAAAUCUGACAGAGCUGAAGAUAAAAGACAAGAUAAAAGUAUUUCAAACUUUACGACCUAAAAUCUGAUAAAGAAAUUCUGUUGAGAGUUUUUAUUUUUAUUUCAGAUAUUUCAUCUAUUUAUUUCCUGUUCAGGACAAUAUCUGACAUUUUAUCUUGAAAUCUUCUCAGUUUGACGCUGAGACUAAAAGGUUUUUGUGAUCGUUAUUCUUCAGUUGUGCUGGUUUGAAAAUGUUGAAGCUGAAGCCGUGUCUGUGUUUCCCGCCCAAACUGAGCCACAUGGUAACCUCAUUCAUCCCAGUGUCGGUCAUUUUAUUGUAACUGUGUCUCUAUGACUUCCUGUAAACCGCAGUCUUCCAUCCAUAACUGUAGAUUAGACAAUCGAUUAGGUGAUAAGUAGCUUAAUGAACUAGUAGCUGUGUUAACGAUAGUAACGACCCUCGGGGCUCGACGUUAACGAGCCACCGGCCAAAGACUCUGCGGAGUUGAUGAUGAAAGAGUUAACUCUGGGCCCCGAUGAUGUCGCCUGUGUUUCAUUGACCUUUGACCCCUGCGAGGGUCUCCAUGCUGUAAACCACUGUGAUCACUGUGCUCGUUCACCAACGACUAAACCAAUGGCAAUAAAACCAGCGUCAUGACAAACA